AUGUGUGGCAUCAGCGCCAUCCUGCUCGGCGACGUCAAGGCCACCACGGCUGCCGUGGAGCUGCAUGAGAGCAUCUACUACCUUCAGCACCGCGGACAGGACGCUGCGGGUAUCACGGUAUGCCAGGGCGGACGGCUGUACCAGAUGAAGGGCAAUGGUAUGGCUUCCAAGGUUUUCCAGGAGCCUGCCCGUCUCGUCGAUAACCUACCAGGCUUCGCGGGCAUCUCGCAUGUCCGCUACCCGACCGCCGGAACCUCGUCUGCCUCCGAGGCCCAGCCUUUCUAUGACAGUCCUUUCGGCCUGAGCUUGGCCGUCAACGGCAACCUGGUCAACAGCGAGGAGCUUCGUGUCUUCCUCGACCUCGAGGCCCGCCGCCAUGUUAAUACCGACUCUGACUCUGAGCUUCUCCUCAACGUGUACGCCCACGCUCUCCACGAGCUCGGCAAGGCUCGUGCCAAUGCCGACGACAUCUUUGCUGGCCUGCGCGAGGUCUAUGCCCGAUGCAAAGGUGGUUACGCCUGUGUCGCCAUGAUCACUGGCUUCGGCAUCCUCGGCUUCAGAGACGAGAAUGGUAUUCGCCCUCUGUGUCUUGGAUCGCGCCCCUCUGCCACCCUCGACGGCGCGCUGGAUUACUUAAUGGCCUCCGAGUCCGUCGCCCUUACCCAGCUCGGCUUCAGCAACGUCGUCGACAUCCUGCCCGGACAGGCCGUCUUUAUCCAAAAGGGCGGCAAGCCUCAGUUCCGACAGGUUGUCCCUAUGAAGUCUUAUACCCCCGAUAUUUUCGAAAUGGUUUAUUUUUCACGUCCUGACUCUCUGAGCGACGGUAUCUCUAUCCAUCGCAGUCGUCAGAACAUGGGCCGCAAGCUGGCGGACAAAAUGCGGGAAAUUUUAGGCGAAAAGGGCAUCGAAGAGAUUGACGUCGUUAUUCCUAUCCCUGAGACAAGCAACACAUCCGCUUCCGUCCUUGCUAGUUGCUUGAACAAGCCGCUGUCAAAUGCUUUUGUCAAAAAUAGGUACACCUUCAGAACAUUCAUCAUGCCCGGCCAAAAAGCACGCCAGCAGGGUAUUCGCAGAAAGCUCUCGCCCAUCCAUUCAGAGUUCCGUGACAAGAUUGUCCUGCUUGUCGACGACUCCAUUGUUCGCGGUAAUACGUCAAGAGAAAUUGUCCUGAUGAGCAGAGAAGCAGGCGCCAAAAAGGUCAUCUUGGCCUCUUGCUCGCCGGAAAUCACACACCCGCACGUAUACGGCAUUGACCUCGCGGAUCCUAAUCAACUUGUUGCGCACGGGAAGACGAGACAACAGAUUGCCAAGGAGAUUGGCGCUGACGAGCUGAUAUACCAAUCCCUCGACGACCUCAAGGCGGCCUGCUUUGAGGCCAUCGAAGGCGAGACGCAGAUUACCGACUUCGAGGUCGGCGUCUUCUCGGGCAAGUACCAAACGGACGUGCCCGAGAGCUACUUCCAGCACCUGAGCGAGCUGCGCGCCGCCAAGGGCCAGAAGAGGAAGACGCCCGAGGAUGGCGUCGACGGGGCCGACUCCAAGAAGCUAACCCUCGUCGGCAACGGAGGCCCCGUCAACGAGGCCAUGACGAGCCAGGAGGACAUUAGCCUCCACAACUUGUCUACUGGCCGUUAA
Molecule: messenger RNA, 1635 nt
Organism: Akanthomyces muscarius
Lineage: Eukaryota; Fungi; Ascomycota; Sordariomycetes; Hypocreales; Cordycipitaceae
Exons: 15
Coding region: 1-1635 (544 amino acids)
Biological process (GO): purine nucleobase biosynthetic process; purine nucleotide biosynthetic process
Cellular component (GO): cytoplasm
Molecular function (GO): amidophosphoribosyltransferase activity
Source: RefSeq, a predicted model, not a curated record